Astyanax mexicanus (Mexican tetra) is the source of this 3624-nucleotide messenger RNA. It is a transcript of the gene plpp7a, whose product is annotated as phospholipid phosphatase 7a (inactive). Gene Ontology annotation, cellular component: nuclear envelope. NCBI's taxonomy places the organism in Eukaryota, Metazoa, Chordata, Actinopteri, Characiformes, Acestrorhamphidae. The transcript has 2 exons. The coding region runs from base 138 to 998 and encodes 286 amino acids. The record is from RefSeq and is a predicted model, not a curated record. Gene Ontology annotation, molecular function: sphingosine-1-phosphate phosphatase activity.
GUUACGGAGUUCCUACAGGGCAGUUGGUGAUCCGGGAAUGGGAACGGUGGCGCGUGCGUCUCCACCCUGCGCCAACAAACACGAGACAGGACACUGAACUCAGAUCAACAGCGGAGCGCGCGCUUCACCACACCAACAUGCCCACGAGCCAGACUCGGACCCGCGCGCGGAACGCGCUGAAUCGGCCGGAGUUCAUGUCCCUCCACCACCAGCCCGCGCGGAGCGGCGGCGCGGAGGCUCGCGCAGGGGCGCGCAGGCCGUCCUACAAGACGCAGCAGUCGCAGCAGCAGCACGCGGAGCGGGGCGGCGAGGGCGCGCAGCAGGACGCGGGGGAGAACGGGCGCGAGCGGCGAGAGUUCCCGGAGGAGGACUGCAUGCAGCUGAACCCGUCCUUCAAGGGCAUCGCCAUGAACUCGCUGCUGGCCAUCGACAUCUGCAUGUCCAAGCGGCUCGGCGUGUGCGCGCACCCCACGUCCUCGUGGGGCGGCAUGCGCUCCAUGGUCAAACUGCUCGCGCUCACCGGCCACGGCAUCCCGUGGAUCUUCGGCACCAUCCUGUGCCUCACGAGGAGCAACACGCUGGCGGGACAAGAGGUGCUUGUGAACUUGCUGUUGGCUCUCUUGCUGGACGUGAUGACCGUGGCAGGCAUGCAGAAGCUGGUGAAGCGUAAAGGACCCUGGGAGAUGUCCCCCGGCUUCCUGGACUACCUGGCCAUGGACAUGUACUCCUUCCCAGCAGCCCAUGCGAGCCGGGCAGUCAUGGUGUCCAAGUUUCUUCUGGCGCACUUGGUGCUGGCAGUUCCUCUACGGAUUCUGCUGGUGCUGUGGGCCUUCCUGGUGGGCAUGUCCCGCGUGGUCCUGGGCCGACACCACCUCUCGGAUGUAGGAUGCGGCUUCGCUCUGGGAUUUCUCCAUUACAGCCUGGUGGAGAUGGUUUGGUUGCCUUCUAGCACUUGUCAGACUCUUAUCUCAAUCGGCACGCUCAACUGGUUCUUUUGAGCGGAGAGAGAGUGUGUGUGUCUGUGUGUGUUUGUGUGUGUGUGUUACCUGCAGCCUUUAAAACUCAGUCGGGAUUGCCUUUAGUCCCUCUGUGGAGUAGAGGGCACAUUUUCCAAGACGAACUGAAGUCUUAGGUAGUUUUAAAGCCUGAAUUGAACAUUUUACCAUUUGCGCCAAAGCUAUAGAACCUGAGAGAAGCAUCUGAGAAGAUCACAGGGUGGACAUUUGCUAUUGAUGUGAUAUAGCAAUGCCUAUGCAUUGAAAGCUGCUGCAUACUGUUUAAAAAAAAUGCCAAAAAAGGUCUAUGUAUACAAUAGAUGAUCUGCUUCGAUUUGUAUUUGUUUUUAUUGCAUUUGUUUAACUGCUGUGAGCGAGCGAACGUUGCUCAGGGAUUUUUGUAACAGUGGAAUACUGUGUCAUGGAAAAUCUCUUGUUUUAUUGUGAAAUCGGAUAUCCUUUAGAAAAAUAACCCAACAACAACUGUAUUUGGACACUAAGUCCAUGCUAAGCAAAUGCUGGAACCUUUCAGUCACAAAGCCUAGAGCGAUGAAGUCCGAAAUACAAUGGAAUAAAGCGUCCAUUCUCUUCUCAUCAUUAGUAUUCAUUGGUAUCAUUAGUAGUGUCAUCAGGAGCAGAGUAAAGAGGCCAGACAAUGUUCGCAUUUGACAAAUGCCUUUGAACAAAAAGAAAAAGACAGAAAUAACUGGUUAGCAAGCAGCGAUUCUCUCCUAAAAUAGUGAAACACUGGUUGAGACCCUUAUUCAUCUUCAAUACCAGCACCACAUAUGUACAAGUAACACUUAUAGUACCAAUCAAAUAUUUGGAUACAGCUUUAAUGUUAUGCAUUGUAGAUUGACACUAAAGUCAUCCAAACUAUGAAGAAAAACAUAUGAAAUAAACUGAGAAAUAAACCAGAAUAUGUUUUGUAUUUUAGAUUUUAUAAAGUAGCACCUCUUGCUUUGCACAUCUUGACAUUUUCUCAGUCACAUGGAAUGGCUUUCAGUUAACAGCUGUGCUGAAUGUGUUUGAGAGCAACAGUUGUAAAGUUGUGAAGAGUUAGAGUUGGUAUACAGUGAAUAGCUCUAUUUGAAUAAUGUUCUAAUCCAUAUCAUAGCAAGAACUACUUAACUAAGUAAAGGAAUGAAGGUCAGUCUAUCUGAAAAAAAUCAAGAACUUUAAAGUAUCCCCAAGAGUCUAUCGAAACAUGAUGAUGAUGGAACUGGCUCUCAUUAGGACCGCCUCAGAAAAGGAAGAAAAAUAGUUACCUCUGUUGCACAGGAUAAGUUCAUUAGAGCUACCAGCCUCAUAGUUACCAACCAGCUACCAACCGCUACCAACCCCAGAUAAGAGCACAUCAUAGUCUGGUUGACUUCAGUAUUAAUUUACAAUAUAGAAAAAUAAAUUCAUUAAUGAAUAAAAACAAUGAAUGAGAAGAUGUGUUCAGACUUUUUACUGGUACUGUAUACCCAGGUAACGUACACAUGUACCCAUGUAUUUGGGGCUCGUAUGGGUAUCCCAACCGGGAACCAGAAGGUUUUUCCCUUGGGUAUUACAUUAGUCCCACAUAUGGAUGCCCACAAGAGUCUGUGUUGUGACCAGGAGGGGUUAAACCUAAUCACCAUCUGGGUUGUAGACUUCACAUUUGGCCUAGAUGGGAUUCAUGCGAGAUAUCACAUGUACAAACCCACUCAGAGCUGCCUUAGGUUUACCUGUUACCCACCAAGCCCACGUUCCACCCAUGUGAGCCCCACAUGAACAUGUUGGCUGGGAAGCAUCUUUGUAGUGUUAACCCUUUAACAUCCUAAAAAAUAUGUUUUACAGUGCUCUGCAAAAUUGUUGGAAUUGUGAAGCCAGUCCCUUAUAUCUGUUGUAGACUGAAACAAUUGGGUUUGACAUUAAAUCUGUAGUAUGUUGUCUAGUUCCAGUAACCUGAAACUGCAUAUUGUGCUAUAACAUAUUGUGUACUAUAACAUUUUGCCUGAUCAGUGAAAGUAAAUGUGUGAUUCCUCCUUAAUCCCACUAGAAAACCUAAAGCUGAUGUACCUUAAUCAUUAAAACACUGGUGCUGAUUACUUUACAUUGCUGAGCCAAAACAUUAAGCUACUCCACAUGCAUCAGUCCAUGAGACAUAAUGAAUAUUUUAAAUCCCAUUUGUCAAUAAUUUGCAAUAUGAUAUUAAUAACGUAUUUUAUUCAAUUAUUGUGAACAUUUUGGAAAACAUACUUUGACUAUUACGUUUUUAUUUUGUUAAAUAAUGUUAUAAAAUAUAUAUUCACUUAUUCUCUCAUAGAACAACAUGGAUGUCCCAAUUUUGCUAAUAACACACAUAUAUGCAAGAUUUACAUGAAUGUGUUUGAGUAUUUCAUAAGGGCUUCAUAUUGAGUAAGACUACACUUGUGUGAUUGUGAGAAAGAGAAAGAAAGUGUGAGAGUGAGAAAGUGAGAGAGAAAGGUUGAUUUUAAUUUUGUAUAAAUAUGUUAUAAACCAAAUUAUUGGUUUAUAGGUUUGAUAUAAACCUGAAUUUCAAAUAAUGAACAGUGGCAUGAUGGCAAAAUAUGAUGAAUAAAUAAAUAAGGACUGAAUGUCCUUUACGUGAAUAAAAUAAAAUACUGUACUAUAUACUUUA